Molecule: messenger RNA, 660 nt
Organism: Lathyrus oleraceus (garden pea)
Lineage: Eukaryota; Viridiplantae; Streptophyta; Magnoliopsida; Fabales; Fabaceae
Product: agamous-like MADS-box protein AGL61
Exons: 1
Coding region: 1-660 (219 amino acids)
Biological process (GO): positive regulation of transcription by RNA polymerase II
Molecular function (GO): DNA-binding transcription factor activity, RNA polymerase II-specific; protein dimerization activity; RNA polymerase II cis-regulatory region sequence-specific DNA binding
Source: RefSeq, a predicted model, not a curated record
AUGUCAAAGAAGAAGUCUAGUUUAGGAAGACAAAAAAUUCCUAUUGAAAAAAUACUAAAAAAAAGUCAUUUGCAAGUUACUUUUUCUAAACGGCGUUCGGGACUAUUUAAAAAAGCUAGUGAACUUUGCACUCUUUGUGGUGUUGAGAUUGCAAUUGUAGUUUUCUCUCCGGCUGACAAGGCAUUUUCUUUUGGUCAUCCAGAAGUUGAGUCUAUCGUUGAUCGUUAUUUGACUCGCAAUCCUCCACCAGAAUCUAGUGCUCACCAACUUGUCGAGGCUCAUAGAAAUGCUAAUGUUCGUGAUCUCAAUAUUCAAUUGACUCAACUUCUUAACCAUUUGGAGAUUGAAAAGAAACAAGGGGAAGACAUAGAACAAGUGAGGAAAGUUAGGCAAAGCCAAUUUUGGUGGGAGAGUCCAAUUGAUGAGCUUGCCUUGCAUGAAUUGGUUCAAUUAAAGGGAUCUAUUGAGGAGUUGAAGAAGAACAUGAGAAAAUUUGCUAACAAAUGCAUCAUAGAACAAUCUAAUGCAUCUUCGUCAAACAUGGGAGUUAAUGAAUUUGGAUGUUAUGAUUCAUUUGACAACAAAUUUGGCCGUGGGAUCAAUAUUGUUCCCACUCAUCCUAAUGCAUAUUAUCUUGGUUUUCGAAACGGGUAUCUUUGA